Messenger RNA from Tetrahymena thermophila SB210, 399 nucleotides. RefSeq lists its product as hypothetical. The record is from RefSeq and is a predicted model, not a curated record. The transcript has 4 exons. Lineage: Eukaryota; Ciliophora; Oligohymenophorea; Hymenostomatida; Tetrahymenidae.
AUGAAAUGGAUUUUGUUUCUCAAAAAAAAACUGAAAGAUAUUAUAAGAUUAUUAUUCUCACUGUAGCUGUUAUCUCCUUUAUAGUUUCUUAUUUUUAGCAAAGAUUUUCUACAUGUGUAUACUCAGUUUUAUUGGCCUGCGCCUUUUGCAUAAUUUUAUUUGUCCCAGGAUAUCCUUUUUGGAAGAGAAAUGAACUCUAAUGGUAACCUGAUGCUAAAAAAGCUGCUUGAGCUUUUUUUAAUAAUAAUUUAUAAAAAAAACUACACGUGUAAUAUAAAAAGGUUAUAUAUAAAUAUAUUUUUAAUUAUUUAGAAUUUUCAAAAUAAAUUAGAAUUAUUUAAAAAAUUUUAACUUUAAGAAGCAUUUAUGAAUUUUUAUUUAAAAAUUAUUUUAAUUUGA